Ruditapes philippinarum (Manila clam) is the source of this 1428-nucleotide messenger RNA. Its product is annotated as FMRFamide receptor-like. Bases 1 to 1179 code for a protein of 392 amino acids. Gene Ontology annotation, cellular component: plasma membrane. NCBI's taxonomy places the organism in Eukaryota, Metazoa, Mollusca, Bivalvia, Venerida, Veneridae. The transcript has a single exon. Gene Ontology annotation, biological process: G protein-coupled receptor signaling pathway. Gene Ontology annotation, molecular function: G protein-coupled receptor activity. The record is from RefSeq and is a predicted model, not a curated record.
AUGAGUUCUGGCGGUCUUUCUUCCGGUAAUUGGACGGCAAAUAAGCACAUCUUUAAAAACGAUGAUAUUUUGUACGAGAAUAUAACAAAACCGUUGCUUGCGCUGCCAUUUCAUCCAAUAACAUCAUUUUUGGAGCGGUACACAAUUCCAGUCAUUUGUGUUUUUGGUUUAAUAACCAACACAUUGUCUUCUGUCGUUUUUCUUCAGAAACCAUUGAAGAAUAAUUCUUGUAGCAUAUAUCUAGCUGCAAGAGGCAUAGCAGAUAAUGGAUUCCUAUUAACGUUAUUGAUAAUUUGGAUAUCACAAGUGUUUCAUUUACGUUUAGGAACAAUAAGUGGUUCAUGUAGCAUAAUAAUAUUUUUAAGCUACGUUUGUGGAUUUAUUUCGGUAUGGCUGGUUGUAUUUGUCACAUUUGAAAACUAUAUUCGAAUUUGCAAACCAUUUGUUGUAAAGCAGAUGUGCACAAAAAGAAUUGCUGAAAUAGUUCUUAUGAUAUUGUGUAUUUUGUCAGUCUGUUUUUACAACUUUCCUUUUUGGGCAAUAAGUGCAGAUGAUUGCGUGCCUUUCCCGCAACAUAGCAAAACUGUACAGGCAUUUGUAUACGCGGACACUGUUAUCACACUGGCUUUACCUCUUUGUGGUAUCAUUCAUUUGAUGGGUGCGAUAGUUUGUAGCUUAAUAAAAUCGUCCAAUAUCCGUAAGAAACGAACGAAAAGCGGAGUGACACAGUCUGGACAUACGCUUGCAAAGGUGACAAAAAUGUUAUUUGCGGUAACUGCUACAUUCUUUUGUUUAAAUGUUCCUUCGCACAUUUAUAGAUAUGUCAUUAUGAUAAAUGGAUUUGUAUUCGGCAAAAACGACAAUGCUAGCCAUUCUAUCCAAGAAGAAGCCGUACAUCAUACAACAUUACUCCUCUCCUAUUUAUCGUUAUCAACGAAUAUUAUUGUGUAUUUAGUGUUUGGUAGCAAAUUCAGACAGGUUCUUGUAAAAAUGUGUUUAACAUGUUUUUCAUCAACAAAACGUGAAAAUAGACAAAGUCGUUUUGAUUGGAAUAGGCCGUGUAGGAAUCCGGAAUUAAAUAAACUGCAAAAUCCGGUAACAAGGUCUCUUACAGUGUUAGUAACGGACAAAGAAUGGACGUCAAAGCUGGUACCUCUUGAAAGAGCAUAUACAAACUAAGAAUAUGCUGCACGUUGUACUUAUUGAUAAUGUACGAGGGGUUAUCCAAAAAUUCGUGGACUUUCUUUGUUGCGUAAAAUAUAUUUGAUAUAUUAAUUUAAAAUUCUUACACUGCUUAGAAGAAUUAAUAACAAAUAAACACAGAAAAAUUCAUGAGAGUAGCUUCUAACAUUACAACAAUAUUUAUUUUACAUAAACACAUGUCGGCGACAGUGGCGCACUCCAAAAAGUUAUUGACGUCAACGUCAU